Olea europaea var. sylvestris is the source of this 1914-nucleotide messenger RNA. Its product is annotated as plastidal glycolate/glycerate translocator 1, chloroplastic. The transcript is spliced from 8 exons. The coding region runs from base 145 to 1734 and encodes 529 amino acids. The record is from RefSeq and is a predicted model, not a curated record. Lineage: Eukaryota; Viridiplantae; Streptophyta; Magnoliopsida; Lamiales; Oleaceae.
CUUCAAAUCAUUGGUGUAUAUUUGUGAGUUUUCUCAUCUUCUCUAGUUUCCAACGUCUUUUGGUAUCCACACAAAUUUCACACGCACAAUUUAAUAAAAUGUCACCUCUUCUGCUGCUACGUUUUCCUCUGUUCAGCUAUCCUAAUGGCAACAGCUUCUGCAAUUUCAAGAAAUGUACCUUUUAUUCCUGCCAUUUACAAUUCUUCAAGAAUUUCCUGUCUAAAUCAUCUCAAUUUUGCCAAAAAUCUGAGAAAGAUCCGAUCAAUAUCUCUUGCAGUAGCUUCUGAUGGCGAAUCAAGAACACACAAUGAGUACAGUAAUUCCCACAAAAAUUCACGACCCAAUAAUGUUCAUGGACUCCAUUCCAAGUUCUUGUCUGCAGAUCUUCAGAAAAGUCACUCCAAUCGGACUGUUAUUGUUAAAUCUAUGGAAUCAACCAGUGGUUCAACCUCUACUGGCAUUCUAAGCAUGGUGUUUAAAGUGAUGCAUUUAAUAGUUUCACUUGGAAUCAUACUGGCCAUGGAUAAGUAUUUGAAGAAGGCAUUCAUUGCAGCUGCCAUUAAGUUCCCAAGCGCUCUAUUUGGAAUGUUUUGUGUAUUCACCGUUUUAAAUGUUCUUGAUUUCGUUGUCCCUGCGGCGGCAACUGGCUUGAUGAACUUCUUUGAGCCUGCGUUUUUGUUUAUUCAGAGGUGGCUUCCAUUGUUCUAUGUACCUUCUCUGGUGGUCUUACCUCUGGCUGUUAAAGAUAUUCCUGCAGCGUCUGGCCUCAAAAUUGUUUUCAUUAUAGUUGCGGGGUGGCUGGCUUCACUCUCUGUUGCAGGUUUUACAGCUAUAGCGGUGAGAAAGAUGGUAAAGACUGAAAUGAUACCAGCUGAGCCUAUGUCAAAGCCUUCUCCAUUUUCUUCAUUCGAAUUGUGGACAUGGAGUGCGAUUUUUCUUAUAUCAUUUGUGUCAGCACUUCUAUACCCCACAGUGCUUGGAACAAAUGCCAGAACAUGCCUGCCUUUUCUCCUCUCCUCUACUGUAUUAGGCUAUAUAAUUGGUUCUGGGCUUCCAUCUGAUGCGAAGAAGAUUUUCCAUCCCAUUAUUUGCUGUGCACUAUCAGCAGAUGUUGCAGCAUUGGCUUAUGGACAGCUUUCACAGUUGGGAAUUAAUUCUGUUUUAGGAUAUUAUCUUACAAAGGCCCCAUCUAAUCCUGGAGCUGGCGAUAUUCUAAUGGGAUUUCUGGGAUCAGUAAUUAUCUCCUUUGCCUUCUCAAUGUUCAAACAGAGAAAGCUUGUUAAGAGGCAUGCUGCAGAAAUGUUCGCCUCUGUCAUCCUUUCAACGGUGUUUUCUUUGUAUUCAACUGCUCUCAUUGGUCGCCUUAUUGGAUUAGAACCAGAUUUAACUAUAUCAGUUCUACCAAGAUGCAUAACUGUUGCACUCGCUCUCAGCAUUGUCUCCUUUUUCGAAGGUGCCAAUUCAUCUCUGACUGCUGCUGUCGUUGUACUUACUGGACUGGUCGGUGCAAAUUUUGUUCAAACGACACUGGACAAAUUUGGCUUCCAAGAUCCCAUUGCUCGAGGAAUUGCAACUGCAUCGAGUGCACACGGACUGGGAACAGCAGCAUUAUCAGCAAAAGAACCCGAGGCUCUUCCAUUUUGUGCGAUUGCAUAUGCCCUUACUGGCAUUUUCGGUUCUUUGAUUUGCUCUGUUCCAGCUGUUAGACAAAGCUUGCUAGCAAUAGUUGGGUGACCACCAGAUGAUGCGUAUUUAUUUGUUCCUACAGAAUGCAAGAACAAGGCUCAACUGCAUUUUGUAUAUGUCAACCCAGCAAUGUAGUUUUUGAGCUACUGUCUUUCUUGUGCAUGUGAUUUCUUCGUUUUUUAUGAUUUUAGAUUGGUCGUUUCUUUUAAUGAAGAUCACAAUCUAACA